Molecule: messenger RNA, 2364 nt
Organism: Oxyura jamaicensis (ruddy duck)
Lineage: Eukaryota; Metazoa; Chordata; Aves; Anseriformes; Anatidae
Product: formin-like protein 3
Biological process (GO): cortical actin cytoskeleton organization; cell migration; regulation of cell shape
Cellular component (GO): cytosol
Molecular function (GO): small GTPase binding; actin filament binding
Source: RefSeq, a predicted model, not a curated record
CCCCCCCCCCCCCUUCUCGCGCGUGUCCCACCCAGGUUUGAUUUUGAGGGCCUGGAAGGCGGCGAGGACGGCGCGCUGGAGAAGCUGAGAGCCUGGAGCAGAUCCAUUGAGGAUCUGCAGCACCCCAGUGCCCUGCCUGCCCCCUUUGCCAGCAGCCUGGCCCGCUCUGCCCGCCAGACCGCCCUACGCUACGGGACGCUGCCGAGCCGCAAGGCGCUGAAGAACUCGCGCCUGGUGAGCCAGAAGGACGACGUCCACCUCUGCAUCAUGUGCCUGCGGGCCAUCAUGAACUACCAGUACGGCUUCAACCUGGUCAUGUCCCAUCCCCACGCCGUCAACGAGAUCGCCCUGAGCCUCAACAACAAGAAUCCCAGGACCAAGGCGCUGGUGCUGGAGCUGCUGGCGGCCGUGUGCCUGGUGAGGGGCGGCCACGAGAUCAUCCUGUCGGCCUUCGACAACUUCAAGGAGGUGUGCAAGGAGAAGCACCGCUUCGAGCGACUCAUGGACUACUUCCGCAACGAGGACAGCAGCAUCGACUUCAUGGUGGCCUGCAUGCAGUUCAUCAACAUCGUGGUGCACUCCGUGGAGGACAUGAACUUCCGCGUGCACCUCCAGUACGAGUUUACCAAGCUGGGGCUGGAGGAGUUCCUACAGAAGUCGAGGCACACGGAGAGCGAGAAGCUGCAGGUGCAGAUCCAGGCGUACCUGGACAACGUCUUCGACGUCGGGGGGCUGCUGGAGGAUGCCGAGACCAAGAACGUGGCUCUGGAGAAGGUGGAGGAGCUGGAGGAGCACCUGUCCCACCUGACGGAGAAGCUGCUGGACCUGGAGAACGAGAACAUGAUGCGGGUGGCGGAGCUGGAGAAGCAGCUGCUGCAGCGGGAGAAGGAGCUGGAGGUGGUCAAGGAGACCUACGAGCACACGAGCCACCAGGUGCACACGCUGCGGCGGAUGAUCAAGGAGAAGGACGAAGCUUUCCGGCGGCGCUACGGCUCCGAGCCGCCCCCCGUGCUGGGCGCCGACCCCCCCCCCCAGUCCGAGCCCCAAGCUCCAGAUGAGGCCCCGAGGGUCCCCAUCCUGCCUCCCCCGGAGGCUGCACCCCCCCCACCGCCCCCGCCACCUCCCCUGCCGCCCCCUGCGCCCCCGCUGCCAGACAAGUGCCCGCCGGCCCCGCCACUGCCCGGGGCUUCGCCCUCCAUCGCCCUCACCGUUGGGCUCUCGGCCAUCCGGAUCAAGAAGCCCAUCAAGACCAAAUUUCGGUUGCCCGUCUUCAACUGGACGGCGCUGAAGCCCAACCAGAUCAGCGGGACGGUGUUCAGCGAGCUGGACGACGAGCGGGUGCUGGAGGACCUCGACCUGGAGCGUUUCGAGGAGCUCUUCAAGACCAAGGCGCAGGGCCCGGCCCUCGACCUGGUGUGCGCCAAGAACAAGGCGUCGCACAAAGCCGCCAGCAAGGUGACGCUGCUGGAAGCCAACCGGGCCAAGAACCUGGCCAUCACCCUGCGCAAGGCCGGCCGAGGCACCGAGGAGAUCUGCAGGGCCAGCCCCACCCACCGGUUCGACCUGGCGACGCUGCCGGUGGACUUCGUGGAGUGCCUGAUGCGGUUCCUGCCCACCGAGGCGGAGGUGAAGGCGCUGCGGCAGUACGAGCGGGAGCGCAAGCCGCUGGAGGAGCUGGCGGACGAGGACCGCUUCAUGCUGCAGUUCAGCAAGGUGGAGCGGCUGCCGCAGCGCAUGGCCAUCAUGGCCUUCCUGGGCAACUUCGCUGAGAACCUGCAGAUGCUGACGCCGGCCCCCCACGCCGCCCUGGCCCCGGUCAAGUCCUCCCAGAAGCUGAAGCACGUGUUGGAGAUCAUCUUGGCUUUGGGCAACUACAUGAACAGCAGCAAACGCGGCGCCGUCUACGGCUUCAAGCUGCAGAGCCUGGACUUGCUCCUGGACACCAAGUCCACGGACAGGAAGAUGACGCUGCUGCACUUCAUCGCGCUGACGGUGCGGGAGAAGUACCCCGAGCUGGCCACCUUCUGGCAGGAGCUGCACUUCGUGGAGAAGGCAGCCGCAGUGUCCCUGGAAAACGUGCUGCUGGACGUGAAGGAGCUGGGCCGGGGCAUGGAGCUGCUGCGCCGGGAGUGUGGGCUGCACGAGAACGGCGUCCUGCGGGCGUUCCUGGCCGCCAGCGAGGGCAAGCUGGAGCGGCUGCAGAAGGACGCGCGGACAGCCGAGGUGGGGGCGCCGAGCCGCCGGGCACGGCCCCCGUGCGCGCCUUGGCACGCGUGCAAUGCCUCGCGUGCGCCUCGUGCGUGCACCGCUUUGCGUGCCCCCCCCCAGCCCCCCGUGCGUGCCUUGUCACACGCCUCGCUGUGA